Messenger RNA from Erigeron canadensis, 1085 nucleotides. RefSeq names its product putative RING-H2 finger protein ATL21A. The record is from RefSeq and is a predicted model, not a curated record. The transcript is spliced from 2 exons. The coding region runs from base 29 to 745 and encodes 238 amino acids. NCBI's taxonomy places the organism in Eukaryota, Viridiplantae, Streptophyta, Magnoliopsida, Asterales, Asteraceae.
UUUCUUGAAUUCAAUUCAAUCAUUUCAAAUGGAAUCUUGCAAAUUCUUGAUUCUCAUUUUCUUGAUCUUUACAUUCUUUCAAGUUCUUGAAAGCAAACCCAUUUCUCAAAUAUGCAACCAUGAUAAACCCCAUAUUCAUUUUCCUUUCAAAGUCAACUCAUUUUGCAAAAACAAUCACACCAUGAUAAGUUUUCGCGAUUUCGGUGAUUUGGGUGUGAAGUCCAUCUCAUAUGAUCACGGAAAACUUACUCUGUACGACCCGAAAGAUUGUGUCUUUGAAGUGUUCUUGAAUCUUGAUCUUUCUUCCACACCUUUUCGGUAUUACCAUGUUGUUGAAAACUAUACGUAUUUGAAUUGUUCGGGUAGUCUUUCGGGUUCUUUAGAACAAGUGCCUUGUUUAAGUGGUGCUAAACAUCAUGUUUAUGUUGAAAAGUCACCUUUAGAUGUUCCAAGUGGUUGUGAGGUUAUGAAAACCGUCUCGAUUCCAUUUGCGUAUAGUUCUUACGUCUCUGAUGAUAGUUUCGGUCUAGAUUUGACGUGGGAGUCGGAUAGUUUUAAAGAUUUUGCAGAAGAUAAAAGAGGGUGGUUUGGUUUACAAUCUCUUGGAGAAGGGUUAAGUAUCGCGAUUUUGGUCAUAAUUUUGGUGGUUGUCACAUUAGCAAGUGUAAAGGCAUAUUAUUUGAAGAAAUCACAUCCUCAGGAACAUGAUUGGGAGAGAUUACUUGGAGACCUUGAAAAUUUGUGAUCGUCUUUUCAACGUCGUAACGAGUCUGGAUGGGUUCCUUGUUGUGUGACAGAAGUAGACAAUGAGCACAACCAAUUUAGUAACUUGAUAGUAUAGACAAAAUUGUAUAUAGUGCUAUUAUUCCUUUCUCGGAGUAGAUAGAUACAAAAAGAGACUAUGGUCUUAGAGAUUUUACACAGAUGUUACACCUUUGUAACAGAAAUUAUCACAAGUUGUAGUAAAAAAGAUGGGGGGUAUUCAUAGUAUUUGUAGUCUUGAAAUAUUUAAAUUUUGCAGCAUGGAUUUUAACACGUGAUGUGAUUGUUAGAUAUUUGGAAUCUAAGGAAUUGUUGUGAAGCUU